Messenger RNA from Papilio xuthus (Asian swallowtail), 4885 nucleotides. It is a transcript of the gene stc, whose product is annotated as nuclear transcription factor, X-box binding stc. The coding region runs from base 499 to 4083 and encodes 1194 amino acids. Gene Ontology annotation, cellular component: nucleus. The transcript is spliced from 17 exons. NCBI's taxonomy places the organism in Eukaryota, Metazoa, Arthropoda, Insecta, Lepidoptera, Papilionidae. Gene Ontology annotation, biological process: negative regulation of transcription by RNA polymerase II. Gene Ontology annotation, molecular function: DNA-binding transcription factor activity, RNA polymerase II-specific; zinc ion binding; RNA polymerase II transcription regulatory region sequence-specific DNA binding. The record is from RefSeq and is a predicted model, not a curated record.
AGUCGGCUCGGCGGUUUCAUUAUUAUAAAUAUUAAGAAACCUACCGUAGUACCGAAUUUGAAACAUCAAAUAAAUAUUAUUUAUAUGCAUGUAAUUCUACUAUAACAUGCAAAGAUCAUAUAAAAGCGAUACCUUGUUGGUACCGUCAUGUAAAAAAACCUACUGUCAACGUCGACCACCCCUCCCCUCCUCAUGCACCGAAACCAAUUCAUCUUGUCAUAUCCAUCGUUAGAUUCUUAAUAUUUUUUGAGUUCUUAAAUUAUUUUCAUUUUUUUGGUUUGUAAAAAGUUUUAUUGUAUAAAAUCAUCCGCAAAGUAACAUUUAAUUGGUGAAUAUUACAAAAUCCGCUUCAAAGGCUUCAGGCUUCGGCCUGUAGCCAUUGAUAUUUAUUCAAACCUCAAAAAUCAACGAAACAUAGUAAAAAUUAGUGUUUCUUUUAUAAGUAUUUAGCAAAGUAUUUCACAAUAUUUCUCAGUAUUUUUUUUACAAUAUCCAAAAAUGUCUGAGUGGAAUAAUUCUUACGGCUAUAACAACCAAUUCCAAGUGCCGCCUAAUUCAUGGAAUCGAGAUUUAAAUGGGCAAUAUGUAAAUCAACCAUACUAUGACAACAGACAAUAUGAGUCAAGCAACCAAUAUGUAAGUUUUAAUGAAUUUUUAACACAAAUGCAGGGUAAUGGUGUUCCACAAAAUAAUGCUUCUAAUUACAAUAAUGUACAGUACCAAGCAUAUCCAACUAACCAGUACAACUACCAAAAUGUACCAACACAAAAUCCACAGAUGGAAUUUGGUUAUGGACACCAUAACCCUAAUGCAGGUAAUACUGUAGACACUUAUUCAGUUAAUGUUCAAAAUCAAUACAACCAAUCAGUACCCGAGUUAAAUACUUAUUCAAAUGAAGUUGUAAUGAAUUCAAAAUUGACACCAACUGCAACAGAAUUUGUACCAAAAUGUUCUAUUAAUGUGGCAUCUACUUCUCAAAGUACUUCACAAGAAACUUCAGUUACAAAAGACGCACCAGAUAACAGAAGCGGUAAUUCUAAAUCAUCAGAAAGCAAUUGGAGAGAAAGACCUAGCAACAAUGAAACAGCUAACUCACAAGGUGAAAUGAACAAUUUUAGUCGGUAUCAAAAAAAUUAUAAAAAUACAGAAGGUAAUCGUAAUCGUGAGUCUAAUAAUCGUUAUGAAAAUAAACGUAAUAAUGAAUCAAACCAAGAAUUAAAUGGGCGCUACCGUAAUGGACAUAGUAGUAAUAAUUAUCAAUCAAACCAACAAAAAGAAUCAUCGGUCCAGAAAGAACCAGAAAACUCAACUAAUGAGACCUCCAACCAUCAAAACGAAAAUCAACGAAAUUUCGAAACGGGAAACCGAAACGAAACAAGAAGAUAUGCAAAUGAAAAUAAUCAAUCAAAAUCAAAUUCUAAAUCAAAAAAUAAAGAUUCGGACGCAGGUCGUACUUUCUAUAACAGUUCUAUUAAUAAAAAUAGUCAAGAUGUUAGGAAUGGUAGAGGGGAAAGUUCUGGAAGAAAUCGAAACUGGAUUGGCAGUCAACGCGUCCGGACAGUAGAACGUAAUAAUGUUGAAGAUGAACAAUAUGCUAAUACUUACAUGCAUUAUAGAGAUGAAAGAGUGGAACGAGUAGCAAAUAAUAAGCAUGAAAAAACCGCUAGUCCAGCAAAAGGAAGAAAUAAGCCAACUAAUGACUCCGGAGGCAACACCAACGUGACACAACGUGAGCGCCUCACUGAACAAUUAGACAAGGGUACUUUAGAAUGUCUGGUGUGCUGUGAAAGAGUCAAACAGACUGAUUCUGUAUGGUGGUGUUCAAAUUGUUAUCAUGUUUUACAUCUUAGAUGCAUAAGAAAAUGGGCCAUAAGCAGCUUAGUUGAAGGCAAAUGGAGAUGUCCGGCAUGCCAAAACACGAAUGAAGACAUCCCAACAGAGUACCGUUGCAUGUGCGGUGCUGUUAAAUCACCAGAGUACUCACGUGGCUCGGUCAGUGCUCACACAUGUGGCAAGUCGUGCCGUCGACCAAGGAACUGUCCACAUCCCUGUACUUUACUCUGUCAUCCUGGUCCCUGUCCACCUUGCCAAGCGACGAUAAGCAAACAAUGUGGGUGUGGUGCGGAGACUCGUUCGGUGCUAUGCAGCAGUAAGUUGGCGCAGCUGUGCGGUCGUGCGUGCCGUCGCAAGCUCAGCUGUGGCGUACACGAGUGUCAAAGAGAGUGCCACGAGGGACCCUGUGAUGAAUGCACAGAAAUUGUCACACAAGUGUGCUACUGCCCCGCGGCUAAGACGCGGUCAGUACCGUGCACGUCGGACACGAGUGGCGAGCAGGCGUGGUCGUGCGGCGCGGCGUGCGCGCGCGUGCUGUCGUGCGGCGCGCACGUGUGCCGGCGUGUCUGCCACGCCCCGCCCUGCGCGCCCUGCCCCCUGCGCCCUGACAACGUGCGCUCCUGCCCCUGCGGCAACACUAAGAUAGAAAAGGAUCAACGGAAAUCCUGCACCGACCCGAUUCCUCUAUGCGGUAACAUCUGUGCCAAGCCAUUGCCCUGUGGUCCGGAGGGAGAUAAACACUUUUGUAAACAAUUGUGUCAUGAAGGUCCGUGUCCGACUUGUCCCGAUAAGACUUUGUUGCCGUGUCGCUGCGGACAUUCGAGCCGAGAGGUGCCCUGCUCAGACCUCCCCGACAUGCUGAACAAUGUCUUCUGCCAGAAGAAAUGUAACAAGAAGUUGUCUUGCGGUCGUCAUCGUUGCCGCACUGCUUGUUGCGCGGCGCAGUCGCACAGAUGCGCGGUGGUGUGCGGACGCACGCUGUCCUGUCAGCUGCACCGCUGUGAGGAGUUCUGUCACACCGGACACUGCGCCCCCUGCCCCCGCGUCAGUUUUGAAGAGCUGCAUUGUGAGUGUGGCAUGGAAGUGUUAUUGCCACCAAUCAGGUGCGGAACACGUCCGCCCGUGUGCCACGCCCCCUGCCGGCGCGAGCGACCCUGCCACCACCCGCCGCACCACUCCUGCCACACCGGAGACUGCCCGCCCUGCGUUGUUCUCACCACUAAGAUGUGCCAUGGAAAACAUGAGGAGCGGAAGACAAUACCGUGCAGCCAAGAGGAGUUCUCGUGUGGGUUACCGUGUGGCAAGCCCUUACCAUGCGGUAAGCACACCUGCACGAAGACCUGCCACAAGGGACCCUGUGAUACUGACAAAUGUAAGCAAGCGUGCACGGAGAAGCGCGCAAGCUGCGGACACCCGUGUGCGGCGCCCUGCCACGUGGACAACGGCGGAGUCUGCCCCAGCGCCGCGCCCUGCCGCCGCCUCGUGCGUGCCACAUGCGCCUGCGCACGCCGCUCAGCAGACAGGCCCUGCCAUGAGAACGCCAGGGAUUACGCUAAAAUGAUGAGUGCGCUGGCAGCUUCGAAAAUGCAAGAGGGAGCCUCCCUGGACUUGUCUGAAGUGCAUCGCCCCGGAGCUAUGCUGAAGACUCUAGAGUGCGACGACGAGUGUCGUAUGGAGGCGCGCAGCCGGCAGCUGGCGCUGGCUCUGCAGAUCCGCAACCCUGACGUAUCCGCCAAACUAGCGCCACGCUACAGCGAACACGUGCGCUCCACUGCAGUGCGCGAGCCCGCCUUCGCACAGAACGUGCACGACUCCCUCACUGAGCUAGUGCAACGCGCCAAGAAGUCUAAGCAGAAGACGCGCGCGCACUCUUUCCCAUCGAUGAAUCGUCAGAAGCGUCAGUUCAUCCAUGAGUUGUGCGAACACUUCGGCUGUGAGAGCGUCGCAUACGACGCAGAGCCCAAUCGCAAUGUCGUCGCCACCGCUGACAGGGAGAAAUCGUGGUUGCCAGCGAUGAGUGUGCUAGAAGUGCUGGCGCGGGAGGCAGGCAAGCGGCGCGUACCAGGGCCCGUGCUGCGCGCGCCCGCCGCACCUCCGCCCACGCCUGCGCUCGCCACGCCCACUACAUCCGCCAGCAGAAGUACCGGAGGCUGGGCAACAUUGACAUCGACCAAUGCGUGGGCGGCUCGCAGUCAGCCCGCGCGCUCCGAGCCCAAGAUUGACUACUUUGAUAACCCGCCUGAUAACUAAACGAUGGCUCAUACGUCCAGGGCAGUCAGGUCAUGUACAGUCGGACCUGAAUAACCGAGAGUCUAAGGGACCGCGAUAUUUUUCUCGCUUAUAAAGGUUUCUCAUUAUCCCGGUUCGACUUUAUAACUGGGUUUCUAGUGACGUGAUACUUGUCUCUGUUUUUUUUUCAAGAUAAUUUAAGAGAUGACAAUAUCUUACAAUAUCACAGAAAUAGAAGCCUAAAGUAAUUCAGCUAAAUUUGCAUAUGUACUUGUGAAGAUGUUUUUUUUUUAUUUAUUAUAUUUUGUAUGAAAUCUGUUUGCAUAAUACAACUUUUUGUACAUUUGCCUCGUCUGGACGAAUUAGUGUAAGAUAUACAAACAUCAUUAUAUAGUCAAUUGUUUGUCUUAAAAGAUUUAUUUAAUAGUCAAAUACUUUGGUACUUUCCAGUUUUAGAUGCGGUGUCAAAAUUCAAGCUAAAAAAAAAAUAAAAAAAAAAAUAAAUUAAUUACUAUUGCAUUGAAACAAAACGCCGCGAUUCUAGAGUGUGAUUUUUUAAAUUUUUAUGAUAAUAUUCUUUAUCGAAUGAAUCUGACCUAAUUCAAUCGAUAUGUGGAUUUAUAGAUAUUAAGUCCCAAUUGGGUUAACCAAUAACUUAUGUAUUGUUUUUUAUUUAUAUACAUGGUGUUCAAAAAAAAUUUGAAGGUACUAUUUUACGUUAUAAAGACUACGAUGCCUAUCAAUUAAGUACACGGAAAUUUCUGAAUCGAUAAUAUUGAAUGAUUACAAUCCGUUCACGAUAACAUGAUACUUGCAAAAUAUU